AUGGAAGAAAGAAUUCCUCUAAUAAGAAUACAGGCUGAAGAAGGCACAACUCGGACACCAGAUGGUGAAGACAAUGAUGGUAGCGAAAUCAAUGCGGGGUCCUCAAGAGCUCUUUCGGCAGCGACAUCUAGAGAAGACGAUGAUGAUUCAAGCAACAAUGCCAGCAACGAAAGCAAAAGUCCCGGUCAAAGGACCAAUGCUACUUGCACUAUUGAAAACCUGACGCCACAAUUCUUUGCUGAAUUGAUGCGCCUCCGAUCUUACGGUCUCAAAAUC
Messenger RNA from Brenthis ino (lesser marbled fritillary), 276 nucleotides. Lineage: Eukaryota; Metazoa; Arthropoda; Insecta; Lepidoptera; Nymphalidae. The record is from the annotation of a GenBank genome assembly.